Musca domestica (house fly) is the source of this 1070-nucleotide messenger RNA. RefSeq names its product heat shock protein beta-1-like. The record is from RefSeq and is a predicted model, not a curated record. Gene Ontology annotation, molecular function: protein folding chaperone. Bases 214 to 786 code for a protein of 190 amino acids. Gene Ontology annotation, biological process: response to heat; protein refolding. The transcript is spliced from 5 exons. NCBI's taxonomy places the organism in Eukaryota, Metazoa, Arthropoda, Insecta, Diptera, Muscidae.
ACAAAAAUAAAUCAGUCGUAAGAAUUUAUUGCAACGCUAAACAUAUAAAGGCUAACAACCAACGUGUGCUAAUAAAACCAAAAUCCAAUAAGAAAGUGUGUGCUUUGUGAAAGAAGAAAGUACAUAGAUAAAAAGAAACAAAAAAAAUCCAAGUGUGCUUUUUUGCAAAGUUAUUCAUAUUUUUAAACAACAACAAAUCAUCAACCAGAAAAAAUGGCCGAUUCCAACAAGCGUAAUAUUCCCAUCAAAUUGGGCGAUUUCAGCGUUAUUGAUACAGAAUUCAGCAGUAUUAGGGAACGUUUCGAUUCCGAAAUGCGUAAAAUGGAAGAAGAAAUGGCCAAAUUCCGUCAUGAAUUGAUGAAUCGUGAAGCUAAUUUCUUCGAAAGUACCAGUACAACAAAAAAGACUACAACGACCAGCCAAUCUACAAACUCUGCCCUCUCCGCCAGACCUAAACAAAACUAUAUCUCCGAUAUCAGUUCUCCAUUGAUUCAGGAGGAUGGUGAUAACAAAGUAUUGAAAUUGCGCUUCGAUGUCAGCCAAUAUGCCCCCGAAGAAAUUGUUGUCAAGACUGUCGAUCAAAAAUUAUUGGUCCAUGCCAAACAUGAAGAGAAAUCCGACACAAAGAGCGUCUACAGGGAAUACAAUCGUGAAUUCUUGUUGCCCAAAGGUGUUAAUCCUGAAUCGAUUCGUUCGUCUCUAAGCAAGGAUGGUGUACUCACUGUUGACGCUCCUUUGCCGGCUCUUACUGCUGGUGAAACCAUGAUCCCCAUUACCCACAAGUAAAAUGGUUGCUGCUAACAAGAAUUUGGUGGACGACGAUGCAAGAAAACAAACAAAUAAAUAAACGUGAUACAAAAAUACCCAGUAAUUUUACCACCAUUUCUCACGCUGCACCAUCAUUUUUCCAAAUAUAUACCCCCUCCCUAUGAGUCGUGUAAAAUCGUCUAAGCAACUUUUUAUUAUACAUAAAACAACAACUUACUCUUUCCACCAAAUCGUCAUCACUAUUUUAUUUUUGUAUGUGAGCUUUUGAUGUUUGUGAAAGAGUUGAAAAAAAAGAAAUGAAA